AUGGUUAACCACGGUCCCGCCGUACGCAAUGCAGAAGAGAACACCGAGGCAGCUAUCAAAGCGCGGUUUGGAGCAGAAUUGCCGUACAACAUCGGCGCCUGCGACGACCCGUGCUCCUACUGCGGAGCACUGCACUGGAAAUUGGAACGCCAACGCGGCACUCUCACCGCUGAAACCACACAAUACGCCGCCUGCUGCCAGGAGGGUGCGGUCAAGCUGCCCAGUACUACCCAUGAGAAUGAACUCACACCCGAAUUUUUAAAGCACCUUCUCUCUGACCAGGACCGAGGUAAGCACUCCCCUUCUCCCAAUUUGCUCUUUGCUGACUUACCUCCCUAG
Molecule: messenger RNA, 339 nt
Organism: Melampsora larici-populina 98AG31
Lineage: Eukaryota; Fungi; Basidiomycota; Pucciniomycetes; Pucciniales; Melampsoraceae
Exons: 1
Coding region: 1-339 (112 amino acids)
Source: RefSeq, a predicted model, not a curated record